Acanthosepion pharaonis is the source of this 3501-nucleotide messenger RNA. The record is from the annotation of a GenBank genome assembly. NCBI's taxonomy places the organism in Eukaryota, Metazoa, Mollusca, Cephalopoda, Sepiida, Sepiidae.
AUGUGUCUCCCUAUUGUCAUUUGUGCAUAUAACCAACCAAAGAAGGCAACGACCAGCCGCUGUUACUAUUGUCCCGGCACCGCUAACAAGGCAAAGUUGUGGGUUUUUACGGACGCGACAUUUGUUACAAUGAGCGACACGUAUUGUCCAGUCGGUCUAAGUAUGGCAAACGACGAAGAUGACAUUAUUAAUCUGAAAAUGUUAAUACCAAGCGGGAUAGCCGGGGCUAUAAUUGGCAAAGGAGGAGAGGCUAUUGGACAAAUCCAGAAAGAGACUGGGGCCCGGAUUCGAAUGACCAAACUGAACGAUUUUUAUCCUGGCACUGCUGAAAGGGUCUGCCUCAUCACUGGCAUUUUGGAAGCUGUUCGUAAUGUGAUUUACUUCAUUAUGGAUAAGAUGAAGGACAAGCCGGUUGAACUAUCUAAUUCGCGGUUUGACGACCGAGUUUCCAGUUACGAACGUUCUCGUCAACUACACCGCCGUUCAUCGACCUUCUCCAGCAGUAGUUCAGUGACCACCACCAGCAGUUGUGGCGGGCUGGAUGGUUACCUGAUGAACUUGAAAAUCCUGGUACCGAACACAACUGCCGGUCGCAUUAUCGGCAAGGGAGGACAAUACAUUGAACACAUCAAAGAAGAAAGUGGUGCUUACGUACAGAUCUCUCAAAAGUCUCGCGAGACAAAGCUACCCGAACGCUGCGUGACUGUUGCUGGAGACAUUCUUUCCAAUCGGAAAGCUAUGGACAUGAUCCUGCAGAAGAUCCUAGAAGAUCCUUACAGCGGUAACUUUCCCACGAUCAGCUACGCUGACCAUCCAGGUCCUGUAGCAAAUGCCAGUCCCACUGGAUCGCCUUUUGCUACCUACAGCUUCAAUGACAGGGCAGCUGAAGAGAUUAGUACUGCUUACUUCACUCUGUCGAAUUAUGGUCAUAUUCCCCCGCUAACCUCUCUCAGCUAUGGUCCCAACAUGGUCAGCAUUAACAGUCCUUCAACAUUCUGUUCAUCUGGCUUAGCCAGCCCAAACAGCGCGCAUAACUCUUCAUUACCAUCACCCGCCCAUUAUGUUGGUAGUUGUCGGGAUGGAGCCGGAUGCGAGUACGGUCCUAUUGGUUCUAGCAGUGACCUUGUCAGUCCGUCAUCUGGCACCAGCGACAAUGACUUCUAUUCCCUUCGAGAUCGGCUCGGUUUUGGUUCGCAGAGUUCCGGAACCUAUCCAGGUAACGGAGUUGGCAUUCCCUGCAGUCCUCUCAAAGGGCUAGAUGAUUCCACUUAUGUUGGGUUGAACAAUAACUCGUUCGGUCUUGGAGUGGGUCUUUACGGACUGUCUGAUAAGCAUGUCCUGCCUUCCAAACAAGACAUGGAAGUUCCUGAAACUAUUGUCGGGGCAAUUCUAGGCCCGAAGGGCAAAGGGAUUGUCGAGAUUCAACAGCUGACGAACGCUACGAUCCAGAUAUCGAAGAAAGGCGUCUACGCCCCGGGCACGCGCAACAGACUCGUCCAUAUCACUGGCUCUCCCUUGAGUGUAGCCAAGGCACAGUUUCUCAUACAGCACCUCGGCGAAGUACGCUGCUCUUUUUCUUUUCCUCUCUUUACAAAAUACAUGAAACUUCUUGAAACCUGUAAGUUUACCAGGGCAAACACCAUUUUUAGCUACUGUUGUCUUCUCUUCUCCCCCUUUCUUCUCUUCUCUUUUCUUCUCCCCCUUUCUUCUCUUCUCUUUUCUUCUCCCCUUUCUUCUCUUCUCUUUUCUUCUCCCCCUUUCUCCCCCUUUCUUUCUUCUCUUUUCUUCUCCCCCUUUCUUCUCUUCUCUUUUCUUCUCCCCUUUCUUCUCUUCUCUUUUCUUCCCCCCCUUUCUUCUCUUCUCUUUUCUCCUCCCCCUUUCUUCUCUUCUCUUUUCUCCUCCCCCCUUUCUUCUCUUCUCUUUUCUCCUCCCCUUUCUUCUCUUCUCUUUUCUCCCCCCUUUCUUCUCUUCUCUUUUCUUCUCCCCCUUUCUUUUCUUCUUCCCUUUCUUCUCUUCUCCCCCCUUUCUUCUCCUCCCCUUUCUUCUCUUCUCUUUUCGUCUUAUUUCCUUCUUCUCUUCUCUUUUCUCCCCCUUUUCUUCUCUUCUCCCCCCUUUCUUCUCUUCUCUUUUCGUCUUAUUUCCUUCUUCUCUUCUCUUUUCUCCUCCCCCUUUCUUCUCUUCUCUUUUCGUCUUAUUUCCUUCUUCUCUUCUCUUUUCUCCUCCCCCUUUCUUCUCUUCUCUUUUUCCUCCCCUUUCUUCUCUUCUCUUUUCUUCCCCUUUCUUCUCUUCUCCCCCUUUUUCUCUUCUCUUUUCGUCUUAUUUCCUUCUUCUCUUCUCUUUUCGUCUUAUUUCCUUCUUCUCUUCUCUUUUCGUCUUAUUUCCUUCUUCUCUUCUCUUUUCUCCUCCCCCUUUCUUCUCUUCUCUUUUCUCCUCUCCCUUUCUUCUGUUCUCCCCCUUUCUUCUCUUCUCUUCUGUUCUCCCCCUUUCUUCUCUUCUCUUCUGUUCUCCCCUUUCUUCUCUUUCUUCUUUCUCCCCCCUUUCUUCUCUUCUCUUCUGUUCUCCCCCUUUCUUCUCUUCUCUUCUGUUCUCCCCCUUUCUUCUCUUCUCUUCUGUUCUCCCCCUUUCUUCUCUUCUCUUCUGUUCUCCCCCUUUCUUCUCUUCUCUUUUCGUCUUAUUUCCUUCUUCUCUUCUCUUUUCGUCUUAUUUCCUUCUUCUCUUCUCUUUUCGUCUUAUUUCCUUCUUCUCUUCUCUUUUCGUCUUAUUUCCUUCUUCUCUUCUCUUUUCGUCUUAUUUCCUUCUUCUCUUCUCUUCUCUUCUCUCCCUUUCUUCUCUUCUCUUUUCGUCUUAUUUCUUUCUUCUCUUCUCUUUUCUUCUCCCCCUUUCUUCUCUUCUCUUUUCUUCUCCCCCUUUCUUCUCUUCUCUUUCUUCUCCCCCUUUCUUCUCUUCUCUUUUUCUUCUCCCCCUUUCUUCUCUUCUCUUUUCUUCUCCCCUUUCUUCUCUUCUCUUUCUUCUCCCCUUUCUUCUCUUCUCUUUUCUUCUCCCCCUUUCUUCUCUUCUCUUUUCUUCUCCCCCUUUCUUCUCUUCUCUUUUCUUCUCCCCCUUUCUUCUCUUCUCUUUUCUUCUCCCCCUUUCUUCUCUUCUCUUAUCUCUUCUUCAUUCUCUCUCCUUUUCUACGUUCUUCUUGCUUUUUCUCUCUCUUCUCCUUUUUUCUCCCUUUCUUCUCCUCUUCUCUCUCCCUCCUUCCUUCUCUUCUCUUUUCUUAUCUCUCCUUCAUUCUCUCAUUAUCUCUCCUUCCUUCUUCUCUCGCUUUCAUCUUCCUUCUCCUUUUUUCUUCUCUCCUUCCUUCUUUCCUUUCCCUUCUAUACUUUCUUUCUCUCUCUUUAUCCUUCUUCCGCCUACUAUUCUUCAUUCUCUCCCCACUUUCCCUGUCCUUUUUCCCCCAUUACAACUUCUUUCUCAAACGUCUUACGUUGUAAAACCCCCGCCCCUAAUAAUUUAUGA